Molecule: messenger RNA, 1103 nt
Organism: Nelumbo nucifera (sacred lotus)
Lineage: Eukaryota; Viridiplantae; Streptophyta; Magnoliopsida; Proteales; Nelumbonaceae
Product: chlorophyll a-b binding protein CP29.1, chloroplastic-like
Biological process (GO): photosynthesis, light harvesting
Cellular component (GO): membrane
Source: RefSeq, a predicted model, not a curated record
GCAUUAACGCAAACUCUCUUCCACCACUCUCACUGUCGCAAGUGCCACACGCCAGUCGUCAGAUCAUGGCAUCCGCCACCGCCGCUGCAACUUCUUCGUUUCUUGGAUCCCGCCUUCACGACGGCCACUCCAACACCGGCAAGUUCCAGGCUAGAUUCGGAUUCGGAACGAAGAAAUCCCCUCCCCCGAAGAAGACCGUGUCGAAACCGAGUUCGGAUCGGCCACUUUGGUACCCCGGUGCCAAGGCCCCCGAGUGGCUCGAUGGGAGCUUAGUGGGUGACUACGGAUUCGACCCCUUCGGUCUGGGAAAACCCGCCGAGUACCUUCAGUUCGAGUUGGACUCUUUGGACCAAAACUUGGCGAAGAACUUGGCCGGUGAUGUGAUCGGGACUCGAACCGAGAGCUCAGACGUGAAGUCGACUCCAUUCCAGCCCUACAGAGAGGUGUUUGGCUUGCAACGAUUCCGUGAGUGCGAACUCAUUCAUGGCCGCUGGGCUAUGCUGGCUACACUCGGCGCACUCGCCGUUGAAGCCCUUACCGGAGUUACCUGGCAAGACGCCGGAAAGGUCGAGUUGGUGGAGGGGUCCUCUUAUCUUGGGCUUCCUCUUCCAUUCUCGAUAACCACGUUGAUAUGGAUCGAGGUCCUAGUGAUUGGAUAUAUUGAAUUCCAGAGGAAUGCAGAGCUGGACCCAGAGAAGAGGUUGUAUCCAGGUGGGAAAUUCUUUGACCCUCUGGGCUUGGCUGCAGACCCAGAGAAGAAGGUAACCCUUCAAUUGGCAGAGAUCAAGCAUGCCCGUCUGGCUAUGGUUGCAUUCCUGGGCUUUGCCAUCCAAGCCGCAGUCACUGGUAAAGGCCCACUCAACAACUGGGUCACCCACUUGAGCGACCCACUCCACACUACCAUCAUUGAUACCUUCACUUCCUCAUCUUAAGUUGCUCUCUCUGUCUCUCUUUUUGUGUAUCGUCGGAGGCCUGGCUUGCUUAGUGAGUGACGUUUUGCCCUGUUGAUCAUUAUCUGUAUUUUCAUCCUGUAAAAACGUCUAUAGCAUUCGACAGUAUUACGUUAAAUUUUAGUGCAUAUAUUAUAUAUGUAGUUUGAUAUA